This is a messenger RNA of Pangasianodon hypophthalmus (striped catfish), 1958 nucleotides long. RefSeq names its product fatty acid amide hydrolase 2a (gene faah2a). The record is from RefSeq and is a predicted model, not a curated record. The coding region runs from base 78 to 1715 and encodes 545 amino acids. The transcript has 11 exons. Lineage: Eukaryota; Metazoa; Chordata; Actinopteri; Siluriformes; Pangasiidae.
GGCAGUGAAGGAGCAAAAUCCUGUUUCACUCAGUGAUAAAGCAGCUGGUUUGCUCCUCGCGCCCUGAUCCGCGCGCAAUGGCCUCGACACGGCUGGAGCGCUUUUGGGCUCGUCUGCUGCGUGUUGUGAUUAAAGCGUUUUUAACAGUUUUCAGGUUCUUCGCACCUCAGCAGCGAGGAGGCAGAGAAGGUGACCGGCUUCCCCCCAUCACCGAGCCGCUGCUGCGCGUUUCCGCCGUCCAGCUCGCGCGGAACAUCCGCCGCAAACAAGUAACAAGUGUCCAGGUGGUUCAGGCCUACAUUGAUCGCAUCCAGGAAGUCAACCCACUAAUCAAUGCUUUGGUUAAAGAUAGGUUUGCUGCAGCGCUCCAAGAGGCAGCACAGGUAGAUAAACUGAUAGAGGAGGAGACAGGAGGAGAGGAUGUACUGGAGGACAGGCUUCCUCUUCUCGGAGUGCCCUUUACUGUGAAAGAGGCCUUCGCCCUGCAGGGCAUGCCGAAUUCUACAGGACUGCUGAGCAGGAGAGCGGUGGUUUCAGCAGUGGAUGCCCCACCUGUGGCUCUGUUGAAGCGGGCUGGAGCAAUUCCACUUGGUGUGACCAACUGCAGUGAGCUGGCCAUGUGGCUGGAGUCUCACAACCACCUUUAUGGCAUCACCAGGAACCCUUAUGACCUUGGGAGGAUAGCAGGGGGCAGCUCAGGGGGAGAGGGAAGUAUAAUAGGUAGUGGAGCUUCUGUGGUUGGAGUGGGAUCAGACAUUGGAGGAAGCAUUCGCAUGCCUUGCUUUUUUAAUGGCAUCUUUGGACAUAAGCCAACUUCAGGUAUAGUAAAUAACGGAGGUCAGUAUCCCCCAGCGUCUGGACAGCAGCCAGGCUUCCUCUGUACAGGCCCCAUGUGCCGCUAUGCUGAGGAUCUUCUGCCCAUGCUGAGGAUCAUGGCAGGACCCAACGCAGAAAAAUUAUCCCUCUCUGCUAAUGUGGAUCUGAGGAAACUCCGGUUCUUCUCUGUUCCUCAUGAUGGAGGAUCACCUCUUCUCUCUCCUGUAGAUCCACAACUGAUUCAGGCACAGAAGAAGGUGGUUGAACGGUUGGAGGCUGACUUAGGGAUCCAAGUUCAAGAAUUGCGCAUCCCUCAGCUCAAAUAUUCCUUUCAGAUCUGGGGAGCUAUGAUGUCCUCGCCUGGCAGAGAUGGAAAGUCCCCUACUACUUUUGCUGAGCUGAUGGGUGGAGGAGAGAAGACAGUGUGGCCUCUGUGGGAGCUUUUCAAAUGGUUUCUAGGACUGUCCCCUCACACCAUGGCUGCUAUAGGUCUGGCCCUGGUGGAGAUGUUUCAGAGCUCACAGCCAUCUCAGUUCAUUCUGCAGCAGAAAGAGAGUCUGCAAAAGGAGCUGGAGGAGCUUUUGGGUACUGACGGAGUGUUGUUGUAUCCUUCACACCCUCAGCUGGCCCCCAAACACCACCAGCCUCUAUUUACCCCCUUCAACUUUUCUUACACAGGGAUCUUUAAUAUCCUUGGGCUGCCGGUGACCCAGUGUCCUUUAGGUCUUAGUGUGGAGGGUUUGCCACUUGGACUGCAGCUUGUGGCAGGAAAGCUACAGGAUCAUCUCUCUUUGGCCACCGCUCUGUACCUGGAGAAAGCUUUUGGCGGAUGGAGUGAGCCGGGUGACACAGAGCACACACUAAACUGCACCUCGAACAAUGUCAGUAAUGCCACAUAACUACUAAACUGUCCAUGCAUUACUUAGUUACUUUAACUUCUCAAAGCUUACAGUUACCACAUAAUAAUGUGGGUAACGGAAUAUUAAAUAUAGAUAGAGAGGAAGGAUGGAAGGAAAAAAGACUGCAAGAAGGAAGGAAGGAAAUACUGUAUGUAAAGGAAAGGAAACUAUAUGUAUUAUUAUUAUCUCUGCCACAGAGAUCAAUGUCAUUUUGUUGUGAAGAAAGAAAGAAAGAAAGAAAAA